AUGUGCAGUGAUUCCUCUUCAGCUGGCAGUCUCAGCACCGAGAUGCCCAAAUGUGAAAGAUAUAGGGCCAAAUUUUACUCUCUCACUGUGCAACCACAUAGCAGUCAAAGUGAUUGCAAAGGUAUAUCUGAGAAAAUUGCAGCCUAUAUUAUAGGUGUGUUUCCUGGUGAAGAUAAAGCUAAAGAAAAUUUUAAUAACCUAGAAAAAAUAAUAAACACUAGUUUAGUUGCUUCUUUUCUGAAAGCUUCCAUCAUCAUCAGAUUGGGUUAUGAAGUUGCAUUAAAGGACAAGGGCAAGCAUGAUUAUGAGGUAAAAUAUCAGCCUGAUGUGAAAACUGAAACAAAACCCAUUCUCUGGGAGUGGGGUUUAGAGCUUCUGAAAACAAACGCGACUACCAACCCGUCUCAGCUCCUGCCGCUCGAGCUUGUGGACAAGUGUAUAGGUUCACGUAUUCACAUUGUGAUGAAGAGUGAUAAAGAAAUUGUUGGCACACUCUUAGGAUUUGAUGACUUUGUCAACAUGGUGUUAGAGGAUGUUACAGAGUUUGAAAUCACACCUGAAGGAAGAAGAAUAACAAAAUUAGAUCCGAUCUUGCUAAAUGGAAAUAACAUAACAAUGCUGGUUCCUGGAGGAGAAGGACCUGAAGUGUAAAUUGAUUCAUUUGUCAUCUAUGAAGACUCUUGUUAUAUAUUCUGUUAUCUCAAUGGAGUGCUUUUGGUUUUCAUUUUGUUUACAUUUAAAGUUGAAAAUAAACUGUUUACUUUCCCAU
Molecule: messenger RNA, 769 nt
Organism: Chrysemys picta bellii (western painted turtle)
Lineage: Eukaryota; Metazoa; Chordata; Testudines; Emydidae
Source: RefSeq, a predicted model, not a curated record